GAGGUUAUGUUCAGUGUUUUGCCUUUCUGAAAAUAAUUUAUUAACAAUGAGUACUUCGUCAAGCACAACAAGCGACGAUGAUUUGGAUUCGGCCCCUGUUAGCUUACACAGGGUUGCAAAAAAAUCCACCUCGGCUACUGCAGCUCCAAGUCAGAACGUUUAUUCGACCAGAAGGCAGAUGCGCUCUAAAACUGUAGCAGACAGGUUUUUGGAAAAUUUCAACCCGGAAACGAGCGUGAGAGAGAAACGGAAGCUCAUCCGGAAAAUAAACCCACCUUCGAGUGUUCGUAGACCUAUGGGUGCAGUCUACGAUGAGCAUGGUGUUCAUGUUGCUUCCGGAAUGGAUUUGUGCGACUGUUUGAACGAGGAUUGCGUGGGAUGCGGUUUCGAGUGCACAAAAUGUGGCUCUCAAAAGUGUGGGACCGAUUGCAGGGUGCAUCGUAAGUUUAUCAUCGAUCAAGUGGAAUUUCAUGGAUACGAUCAUAUUCUUAAAAAUCCGUUACAAAAAUAUUAAUCAUGGGAUUUAAAUGCAUCCAAUUUUAAAAUUCAACACUUAAUACUUUAUUAUUCUAGUGUAAGUGUACUUUUAUCCAAUCAGACACUUUUUAUGUUGAUUUAUAACAUAAAAUAUUGUCUUUUUAAUUUAGAGAGAAACUCUCAUUCACUUUUAUAAUAAUUAACACUUUUUGUUAAAUCUUAUAUGAAAACUAUAUUAUUUUUGUAAUAAUAACCUACCAUUGUAUUAUAAUAA
Molecule: messenger RNA, 751 nt
Organism: Brassicogethes aeneus
Lineage: Eukaryota; Metazoa; Arthropoda; Insecta; Coleoptera; Nitidulidae
Source: the annotation of a GenBank genome assembly